This is a messenger RNA of Brassica napus (rape), 780 nucleotides long. RefSeq names its product glucomannan 4-beta-mannosyltransferase 7-like. Gene Ontology annotation, cellular component: Golgi apparatus. Gene Ontology annotation, molecular function: mannan synthase activity. The record is from RefSeq and is a predicted model, not a curated record. Bases 1 to 780 code for a protein of 259 amino acids. Lineage: Eukaryota; Viridiplantae; Streptophyta; Magnoliopsida; Brassicales; Brassicaceae. The transcript has 4 exons.
AUGUCUCCUCUUACAAGCUUCCACCGUAUUGCUCACGACACAUUCUCCUCCUUCCUCCUCUCACUGGACGGAUCUUUCUUACUGGGUUCAGAAGAUGUCGUUAAUACCCGGAUCAGCCUCUGGUGGGAGCAAGCGAGAGCUAUAGUAGUUGUUCCCUUCUUCAAAUUCCUGGUGGCUCUAUGCUUGAUCAUGUCUGUGAUGUACUUCGUUGAGGUCAUGUACAUGGGGAUUGUGGUAGCGUAUGUCAAGUUAUUCAAGAGAAAACCAGAGAAAGUUUACAAAUGGGAAGCUAUGGAGAAUGAUGCUGAAUGUGGCAGUAAAAGCUUCCCUAUGGUUCUGGUGCAAAUACCUAUGUACAAUGAAAAAGAGGUUUGUGAGCAAUCAAUUGCAGCUGCUUGCAGAAUCUCAUGGCCAUCUAAUUGUAUAAUAAUUCAAGUGCUUGAUGACUCCACAGAUCCAGCCAGUAAGGAACUGGUGAGAAGGGAAUGUGAGAGAUGGUCAAGACAAGGCGUCAACAUAACUUUUGAGAUAAGAGAUAACAGGAACGGAUACAAAGCCGGCGCGUUGAGAGAAGGAAUGAAGCAUAGCUAUGUGAAGCAGUGUGACUACAUUGCUAUCUUUGAUGCUGAUUUCCAGCCUGAACCUGACUUCCUCCACCGUACUGUUCCUUUCUUGAUCCACAAUCCCAAGUUAGCACUUGUUCAAGGCCGGUGGGAGUUUGGUAACAUUCCUUAUAUAGAACUCAAGAACUCAAGAAUAAGAAACACUCUUUCUUAUUAA